Messenger RNA from Clarias gariepinus (North African catfish), 1808 nucleotides. RefSeq names its product CD4-2 molecule, tandem duplicate 2 (gene cd4-2.2). Gene Ontology annotation, biological process: positive regulation of ERK1 and ERK2 cascade; T cell activation; interleukin-15-mediated signaling pathway. Gene Ontology annotation, molecular function: protein tyrosine kinase binding; MHC class II protein binding. Bases 347 to 1600 code for a protein of 417 amino acids. NCBI's taxonomy places the organism in Eukaryota, Metazoa, Chordata, Actinopteri, Siluriformes, Clariidae. The transcript has 10 exons. Gene Ontology annotation, cellular component: external side of plasma membrane; membrane raft. The record is from RefSeq and is a predicted model, not a curated record.
GGGACAGACCUUCUGGUUUGUUCCUCAUGCUUCAAAUAUUUUGUCUUCCUAAACUUAUUACAUUUACACAACAAAUACUCGAGUUAUGAAGAACUGAAACAUGUGGCUACAUCAUUUUUAACCCAGUGUUAUACUUCUCACAGCGCUUUUCCCCACAAACUGCGUGGCACUGUUCUUUCUUCCGCUCUCUUUAGUGUCUCUUUACCUCCCUUCUCAUUUCUCCUCCUCUGGUGCUGUACAGAAGAGAACAGCUGCUUGCAAAUCUACAUUAACCUACUUUACUGAGAGAGGAACCAGCACACACAGGCUUCUCUAACCCAACUCAACUCUCCUAAUUGGAGCAGAAAUGUUUAGGCCAAAAAACGUUAUUUGGAUUGUUUUUGCUUUUUGUGUAACCACUGGAAGUUGUGAAGAUUUUUAUAAAAAAACUGGUGAAGAGGUAAAAAUGAAUUGUCCUGUGACUACGAAACCUGUCCAGAUUGAAUGGAAGUUCAACAACAGCAUGCUGCUAAGCCACAACACGAGAUCAGGAAGUAUGCGCAAAGGUAAUUUUGACGUUGCUUUGAGGGCACGGCCUGAAGGAACCGCGUUGAAAAUCAGCUCACUGAAGAACAGUGAUGUGGGAAUCUACACUUGCAAUGAUUUCACACCAGGCCACACACUGUAUGUGGCAUCAGCCCAGGCAAACCCUCCUACAGUGCUGUACUCCAGUGAAACACACUUGACGUGUGAUGUUGGUAAAGACUUUACAAAAGGAACAUAUCAGUGGUUAACACCAAAUUCUGCAGAGUAUUCUAAAAGUAAGGCUGUGACUGUGAAACCUGUGACCUCUGACCAUAGUGGAUCCUGGACCUGCCAGAUCAAAGAUGAAACAGGGAACGUAGUGCUAAGUCUAAAGGUGGACCUCAGUGUUGUUGGUCCUCUGAACACCCAAAAUGAAGUUAUGACUGUUAUGGGGCACACUGCUGUGCUCCCCUGUUUUCUAUCCACCCCAAGCAAAAUACGUAUAACAGGGGGCUCGUGGACGCGUGACACCUCUACAAAAAUUCGCCUCCCUACAUUAAUGAGUAAUCAGGGCGGUCUCCAGUGGAAUAACACGGGCGUCACUAUUGAUAAAAGAGUCUCUUUCAGUAAGGAGAAGCUGAAUUCAGACUUUAAUGUGACACUGAAAGAGGUGAAGCCUGCUGAUGCCGGAGAGUAUACGUGCAGGCUGGAGUUUCAGGGUGGAUCAUCACUGACUGCUAAGUUGAAUUUGACCGUGUUAAACAAAGAUGGUGCUGCUUCUAGUAUUGAUUAUGAAGAACCUAAUUAUUCCAAUAAGAUCCCAUGGAAAAAACAUUUGGGGGGUUUGCAGUUGUGGGUCUGGGUUGCCGUGGCAGCGUCUUCCUUGGUCCUGAUUGGCCUUGUUGUCAUCAUUGUUCUAAUUCACCGCAGAAACAAACGGAUGAAGAGGAAGAUAAAAAAAACGAAGUCUAUGCAGCAGCCUCUCACAUCCAGGAAUUACUGCAAGUGUGGCAGGACUGUGAGGCAGCCUGGCACAGGUAGAAAAGAGCGGCCUCCUCCUCUUCCCAGGCAUCAGUACAGCACUUUAAAUAAUUAAUAUAUCAAAGAGUGGCAGACAAGAGAUAAACCAAUUUUCAAAAACCACUUGAGAAAAUUUUCAUCACCUGUUUAUUUUCAUUCUUAUCUUAUCAUCUUGUUAAUAUUUUUUAAUAAUAUGAAAACAUUUUAUUUACCAAACCAUAAGCCCAUCCUUUGCUUGUGUCUUUCUUUCAAAUAUAGUUUGUAAAUAAUAUCCUUUCAUGAAA